Messenger RNA from Pteronotus mesoamericanus, 481 nucleotides. RefSeq names its product interferon-induced transmembrane protein 2-like. The transcript is spliced from 2 exons. The coding region runs from base 26 to 355 and encodes 109 amino acids. Lineage: Eukaryota; Metazoa; Chordata; Mammalia; Chiroptera; Mormoopidae. The record is from RefSeq and is a predicted model, not a curated record. Gene Ontology annotation, biological process: type I interferon-mediated signaling pathway; defense response to virus; response to interferon-alpha. Gene Ontology annotation, cellular component: plasma membrane.
CCACACCUGCCCACCAAAGCCAGACAUGAUCAAGGAGGAGCACGAGGUGACCACCCUGGGGGGGCCCCAGGGCUCAGGAGCCGUGAUGUCCACCGUGGUCACCAUGCAGCCAGAGACCGUCGUGCCUGACCACAUCGUCUGGUCCCUGUGCAGCUCCAUCUACUUCAAUGUCUGCUGCCUGGGCUUGGUGGCGUUCGCCUACUCGAUUAAGUCCAGGGACCGGAAGAGGGUGCUCGACAUGGUUGGGGCCGAAGAGUAUGCGUCCACCGCCAAGAAACUGAACAUUGCGGCCCUGCUCCUGGGCGUCAUUCUGGUCAUCAUUAUAAUCAGUCUUAAGGCGACUGGCUCGGUGUGACUAUUCAAUACCAUUGUUAUGACGUCGUGAGGACUCAGGAGGCUUCCAUGGUUGCCCAGAGUCCGAGUUCGCGCUCCUCUCCCCGCUGCUCCCGCGCACACUUGUCUACAACUGGAUUCAAUAAAG